AUGCCUCUGGCUCACCUUACCCUCACAGUUCGGGAUGUUCGAGCUGCCACUUCGUUCUUUCUCGCUUGCCUGCAACCCCUCGGUUACCAAUUCGUUGGUCGCCAUGAAGAUUACAUCGGUUUCGGGCAAAAGACCAACGAGCCAGCUGACUUUUGGAUAACAGAACAGAAGCCAGGACUACCCGCUGGCGCAGCACAUCUCGCCUUCCCCGCCCCCUCAAGAGAAGCAGUGGGCAAAUUCUUUAUGGCAGCCUUGAAAGCCGGAGGAAGAGUACACGGGGAACCGAAACUGCGCGAUCCCGAAUCCGGGUACUACAGUGCCGCCAUUAUAGACUCUAACGGGAACAGCGUCGAGGCUGUCUACCGUCCGGGCCACUCGUCUGCAAGGUCGGCGGUUAGCUCGUCGAUUGACAGUACUGUUUCUAUUACCACUAAGAGUAGCUCGAGGGCCAGCUCUAGAACGCAGACUACUGUGCCGUCUCGGUCAGAAGCCCGGUCGCAUACGUCAAGGGCUAGCACUAAGGUGGAGAGACCUCAUCCGUCGGAGAAGCCGAGGGACUUGAGAGAACCGAGAGAGUCUAGAGAGUCGAGGGACUCGAGGGACUCGAGGGAUCCGAGAGAGUUUAGAGAAGCCAGGGAGUCGAGGGAAUCCAGGGAAUCACGGGGACCAAGGGAAUCAAGGGAACCGAGAGACAUGAGGGAGUCGAGAGAGCCAAGGGAAUCACGCGGGUCAAAGGAGUCGACUGCUAGCUCGAAUAGCAGACGGGGGAGUUCGACGGCCCAGGCUCAGGCCUAUGCAGCCCAGCAGCGAGAUCACCAGCAGCGAGAGCAACAGCAGCAGUCUGAUGGCAGCAGCCGGGCGGCUAAGACGCUCGUUGGCUCGCUCAUCGGUGCUGCAGCAGGUGCUGCUCUUGCCUAUGCCUGGAGUGGUAAUAACUCUCAGUCGCCAUCGUCGGAAGAUACAGCUUCGCAGCCUACACAGCCCACGCAACCUGCGCAGCCCACCCAGUCUGGUCAGUCCGCACAACAGCCACCCCGCGAACGAACUUACCAACAAGCGCCGUCCUCGCGGUCCUCGUCCCAGACAGCACAGACACUACCUAUCAGAGCCAUCGAGGCCGGCGGCUCAUACUUCCCGCCGAAGCAACCGGAUCCCCCUCGUCCAGGCCUGACCCGCAGCGUCACGUCGAAGAACCCCCGCGCCAGCACCAUCUACGAAGGCUCCGAAUAUGGCGGCAAAUCCGAGGCCAGCCGUACAUAUCUCGACGACAGCGGCCGUCGUGCCUCUGACGGUGGAGCCGCCUUCGGUCUCCCAGACAUUGCAAACCUACCCCUCCGAGCCAUCGAGUAUCCCCCACCUACAUACAGCAAGGCAAACGAACCAUCGCGGGCGAUAGACGACAAACGCAGCAUGUACUCCGCCUCCACAGCCCGCCCCUCCAACGCCAGUUACCAAUACCAAUACCAGGACGACCGCGACCGCAACCGCGACUCCGCCUACGCCCUCUCCCACUCCAACAGCAACAACAACAAAUACAAUCCCAACAGCACCGCCUCCCGCACCCCCCGCAACAUCCCUCUUCCGGACUCAAUAGCCUCCUACCGCCCCAGCAACGCCAGCGGCAGCGGCACAGACACCGGAUCAUACACAUCCGCGCGCGGCGCCCCCCUCACAGAAGGCUCUCUCGCAUCUUUCCGCAGCAACUCCACAGUCCCCAUCCCUGAAAGCGUGGUGAAUGUCGACGUCGACACAGACGUCACGCCGGAUGACUCGGUGAGCCAGAUUUCGUCGAACGGGCACCGGUCAAAGGCGAUGCCGAGGCAGAUGCCUGCGCCUGCACCUGCGCGGUCUGGAGUUUCGGCGUCGGCGCUGUCGAAGCGGUCGAGUCGGUUUGAGGAGCCGGUUAGACCGGAUGAUAGUAUUAGUCAGGUUUCGUGUAAUUCGAGGUCGACGGCUAGGGCUGGUGGUGGUGAGCGGAGGAGUCAAGCUGUAUAG
Aspergillus chevalieri is the source of this 1995-nucleotide messenger RNA. RefSeq lists its product as uncharacterized. Lineage: Eukaryota; Fungi; Ascomycota; Eurotiomycetes; Eurotiales; Aspergillaceae. The coding region runs from base 1 to 1995 and encodes 664 amino acids. The transcript is spliced from 2 exons. The record is from RefSeq and is a predicted model, not a curated record.